UAACUCUAUGUAUGGACUAUGGAGAAGGAGAUUGGUGGAGUGCGAAAUUGCAAAUGGAUUAUUCCAGAUUCUGAUUCUUCGUACUUAAAUGGAGUGUAUUGUAUUGGUUAAACUAUGGAAGAUGUUUGGUGCAUAGUACUGAAAAUCUAUAAAACGAUAAAUUGAUUGAAGUCUAACAUGGAGCACUACGCUAACUUGAUAUUACCUUCAUCGAAAAACAUAUGUCGGACUUGUCUAUUAGAUUAUGAUUCAAACGACCCUACGAUGUUCAUGAAUAUACAAGAUUUAGUUUCACAUGAAAUGAAUAAAAUUAAGCUUAUUGAUAUAUUGAUUUUCCUCAACUGUUUAGAAAAUAAUGAUGAAGAAAAUUGGCCCCAAGGAAUGUGUGCAUCAUGCGUUUCAACUGCUCUGCUUGCCUAUAAUUUCAAACUCAACUGCUUGAAAGCUAAUGUGACAAUGUGUCAUUUGUUUAGUAUGCAGUCAUCAAACAACUUUGAAAGAGCUAAUAAUAUGGAUGCAAUUGAUAUAAAUGUUGUAUACCAAGAUCACGAAUAUGAUGUACCAUUGUAUAGUAACCAUUCAAUGAUUAAUUUUGAACCACAAUUACCCGAGAGUAAAGAGUUGACUCCUUUGCCUCCCGUGACAGAAAUAACCUCAACAGAGAGACCUCCUCGGCAAGAGGGCGAGAAGCGAUAUGUGUGCAGUUUAUGUCCUAAAUCAUUCACUAGAGUCUACGGCCUGAAAUACCAUAUGGCUAACCAUAGCGAGUUUCGCAGAUUUCUUUGUCAAAAGUGUGGCAAAAGAUUCCACACAUCUAAUGGAAUAAAACAGCACAUGGUAUCUCACAUUAAUGUUAACCAAUUCAAAUGUGGUUUUUGUAAUAAGACUUACAAAUCAAGACAAUCUUUAAAAGAGCACUUUCGUGUAGCACAUUCUAGCAAUCGUAAAUUGUUUGUCUGUGUGACAUGUGGGAAGAGGUUCACAGCAAAAUCAACCUUAAUGAUGCACUUGAAGAUUCAUGAUGGCUUCAAAGCAUUUGCUUGCCCAGAUUGUCCGAAAAGAUAUACAAGGGCAUCUUACUUGAGAGUUCAUAGUCUGAUUCAUACUGGUCAAGAGCAGCCAAAACCUUUUCAGUGCACACAUAAAGAUUGUAAUCGAAGUUUUGCAACUAAACAUUCCCUGGUUGUUCACGUUGCUUACACACAUACACAGAACAGACCUCAUAAGUGUGAUGAAUGUUUUAAAACAUUUGCUACAUCUUCAGGCUUAAAAAUUCAUAAAGAAUCUCAUAUUGAUAAAGAGAUUUCAUGUGAUAUUUGUAAUAAGAAAUUAGCUAAUAAGAGAGUAUUACAAAAGCACAGGAAGAUUCACGAGGAACUGACAGAAAUAAACACUGAAAAUGUGAUUAUAGAUGACCUGUUUUAUUAGCCACAAAACUUAAUAUUUGUAGUGGCCAUAGACUUCCAUAGGUAUUAGAAAUAACUCUUGCUAUACAUUAAGUUUCUAAUUUGAGUAAAUAAAAAUGCUUUGAAACUUUA
Molecule: messenger RNA, 1538 nt
Organism: Bicyclus anynana (squinting bush brown)
Lineage: Eukaryota; Metazoa; Arthropoda; Insecta; Lepidoptera; Nymphalidae
Product: gastrula zinc finger protein XlCGF46.1
Exons: 2
Coding region: 178-1428 (416 amino acids)
Biological process (GO): regulation of transcription by RNA polymerase II
Cellular component (GO): nucleus
Molecular function (GO): DNA-binding transcription factor activity; zinc ion binding; RNA polymerase II cis-regulatory region sequence-specific DNA binding
Source: RefSeq, a predicted model, not a curated record